AUUUUUAAAAUGGCAGAUGAGCAACUUAUACAAACCUUAAUUUCACCUUCCAGUAAUUAUGAUGAAGAAUAUUCCUUGGAAAUAAGUAGACUGGUGUCUCCUACAGAGAAAGAAAUGAGCGGACAAAAAGCGGCAUCUUCAUAUUUCUGAGAUCCAAACCAUCAAUUCAGUCUUAGAACAAUCGGAAUGCGCACCAGUAGAAAUAAUGAUUCGAGGGAAGCUGUGAUGAAUCACUUUGACCCUAAUGGAUUGUCGCAAAAGUUUACGAUUUCGGAAGAAAACAACAGUAUUGGAUCAAAAGAUUUAUUCAACUUCUCUCUCUCAGAUACUCGAAAAGAGAUGUCCUCCAUUGCUCUGGAGGAGCCAGAGAUAAGGGAGAAAAUCUGCACUCCUCAGGAGGAAGAAGAAGAGAAUGAAGAUUCAGAUCCUUUGACACCUCAAGAACUUCAAGAAUACAUGAUUCUUCAGCAGCGAAGAGCUGAACUGGAAUCAAGAAUUAGACAGAUCGAAGAGAAGAAGCUUAAAUCAGACAAAUCAUCUGAAGGCAGGAUACCUAGGAAAAUAAACGAGAUCAGUGAGAAAUAUGGCCAACCUGAAGGAUCGCCAACUAUAGAAAAUGACCAAUCUCAAAAGCAAGGAGGAAAUGAUAGCGUUCAGACUGUUGUAGGGGUUCAUACAGUUACAAUGCCUUCAACUCACAUUAAGGAUAAAACUUCUACAGAAAGUGAUACCACCCAGAGCUGUAUGGGACCUACCUUUAUCAGUAGAAACAUCACUGCGAGCACUUUAGACCCAAGACACCCUAAAAACCACAGUGGAGAUUACAAAAUAAUAAAAUCAAGGAGAGGAAUUCCGGUUGAAGACACCACCUAUGAGGGAGUCUACUUUAAGCAUCUCGAAAUGAAUGAUGAUGACAAAAAGAAACCCCUCACUGGCAAAAAGGAAUACCAAGAUAUUUUCAACAACAACUGAAUCAACCUUGAUGUCCGAAGGGAACUUUCCUUUGAUGAAAGUCAUGAUAAUGAACUCCCACCAAUAGAAGAAAAUAUCUGUGAAAAUAUGGAGAGCUCUACUGAUAGAAUCUGUGAAUUUGACGAGAAUCAAGAGCCAAAUAGGAACCUUAAUGCUGCUAUUAGAAGCUUUAUAGAUGAUAGGACUGCCAAACGCUCUUCUGUAAAAGAUAGCUCAGUCAGUAUGGGCUCUCACCAUAGAUCUAAUAGCUCAAUUAAGGAAAAUAUAAGAUACUCUCAGGUGGAUGAAGACAAGGAAAAUUCUACACUUAGCAAAAUCCUUGACCGUGUCGAACUAAAAUACAUUACUAAUAACUCAGAAAGAAGGAAGGAGAGACAACAGUACGAAGAAGAUGUCGAUGAGUGCAAGAUGCUUAUAGAUUUCCAAAAUACCAGCCACCUCAAGGAAACUCCAAAUAUAUCAAGUUCCAGUAAUAUGAAGAGUUAUGGAAAAUAUGACAGUGAGUCCCAAAAGCCAACUGGGAAGAAAUUUAUUAGACAUACCAGAAGAAGCUCUUACCAAGACCCAGAAGAAGUUAUCCCAGUCAAAGAGGUCAACAUCUUUGAUAUUCAUGCUAAUUUUGAUGACAGAAUCACAAAUCUGAGGUCAUUUUAUGAACCCGAGAAUCAAGAUCCAGACAAAGUUGUAUUGGAAUGGCAGAAUAUUGACAAUAUGGGAACUUCUCCUGUGGAGCUUAACCCCUCUCCCGAGGAAGAUAAUAACCAAAAGACUCUCAGCUACAUUUCAGAUCAGAACUCUGAAAUGAAAGAUCCUUCAAUUAUGGAAUUGUUCAGUGAAGAUAAUCAGCCAAUAAUUGAGGAGGAAGAGAAAAGGCCAUUCUCACAACUAGAAAUUACCAAGAAAAGAGCUAAUAACCCAAGUAUGAUCCAACUGAACAAAUUUAAAACCUUCAACAAUGGAUCUCUCUUAGAAGGCUCUUUAAACCCUACAGAGAGUAAAGACUCUGAAGCUCUCAAUUCAAAAUUCACUUCCCACACAAUCCAGUGAAGAGAGAAGAAGGCUCCAAAACAGAAGAAGACAACAAUACUUUCUAAGAGGAGGUCUCUCAGUCGGAACGAAAAGGUUGUUGAUACUAAAAAGCGGAAGCAUGCUUAUAACUACAUCAAGAAGAACAUCCAGUCGAUUCACUCUCAGACUUAUAGCAGCAACUCUGAAACUGUUGAUAAGAGGUUCCAGUAUGAGAAAUCUAGUACUUAUAUGAAAGAUACAGAGAGCUUGAAGAUUCGCAAAGGGAUUUCAAAGAAGCCUAAAAUCUCUAAGCCCACCAAAACGAAGACAGUCAAAAUGUCUAUUAGUGAAGAUGGCCAAGGAAAGAUUUUGAAAACUGAUGGAAGCUUAAGAGGAAGUAAGGAGUCUAUCUCCUUCAGAGGAAGCAUCCAAUCUAAAAAUACACCAUAUAAUACAGAAGAUUCAUUGAAAUUUUCAGGGUUUAGCAGCACAAAGCCUAAUACUCAGACUACCUCUGAUCAAACUAGGGCUCUCAGGUCUAAUCCAGGAUCUUCUGAGCAAGAUAAGUCUAAAAAGAUAGCCCAUGCUAAAAGGCUCUUAAAUAAUAGUAAGAGUCAGAACUUAUUUGAGAAAAAUCCAAUUAGAACCAACUCAAAGAAUAACAGACUGAAGAAAAUGAAGAAUAGACUAGACAGACAGAGAAAUUUGAUUAAUGAAAUUACUAGUAUAAAACAGCAGAUGUCUACCAGAAUCCCACAGAAAAUCCAGAAGAGGUCUACUUCUAGGACGAACAGAAGGAACACAGUGCUGCCAAAGGAAACCGGCACACAGAAUCCUAAUAAAAUUCUAGCCUCUCGUAGUAGGAGUAGGACAGGAAACAGUAACUCUAAGAUCCCUAAAACAAGCACUAAGAAGGUUGGGAUAAACAAGAUAGCUCAUCAUACUUCCAAGCUAAGUAGGAACAACUCCUCAAAUAACACGAAGAGUUUAAAGACUAGGUCCUUUAUGAACUCAACGGCAACCUACUACAACAAAGGGAACCAGUAUUCUGGAAAGAGCAUGAGCGGGAACAAGCCAAGGGUAUAUCCCGCCAAAGAGCAGUGUAACAAGGAUUCCAUUUAUACUACAAAAGGCAAAGAUAGCUACACCAAAAUCAUGAAGAAAAGGCAGAGUAUUUCCCUCAAUAAGAACAAGCUUGGCUUAAAGAAACAGAAUCGGUCAAAGAGUAGAAGAAGCAGUAACUCUAGAAAUGUGGCUUGUAAGGUAAUCCACAGGUGUGGAAGUGUAGGCCAUGUCUCCCCAAUGAAUUCCCUUAGGGAGAACACCAGCACCCAGAACAGUAGGAAGAAUAUUAGGAAAGGAAAUGCUGGAAACACCACUGGAAGUGAUAGAAGCACCAACAAAUUUAUGAGAAGCAGGAAAAGCCAUUCCACUCUUGCAGAGAAUAAUCAAGGAUUAAAUGAUGUCAAAGAGAGUGUUCAUAAUCAUCUGGCAGGUAAAGGGAUAAUCUCUUCUUUUGCAGGCAUUGAAACAAUCACUUUCAACUUAUCCUCCAAGGUGAAAAUGCUGAAAGAGACAAAUUUUUUCUAAUAAAGUCUAUUUAGAAGCAUAAUUCUUCAAUUUA
Molecule: messenger RNA, 3604 nt
Organism: Moneuplotes crassus
Lineage: Eukaryota; Ciliophora; Spirotrichea; Euplotida; Euplotidae
Source: the annotation of a GenBank genome assembly